Molecule: messenger RNA, 4124 nt
Organism: Megalops cyprinoides (Indo-Pacific tarpon)
Lineage: Eukaryota; Metazoa; Chordata; Actinopteri; Elopiformes; Megalopidae
Product: electrogenic sodium bicarbonate cotransporter 1-like
Exons: 26
Coding region: 416-3802 (1128 amino acids)
Biological process (GO): regulation of intracellular pH; transmembrane transport; monoatomic anion transport
Cellular component (GO): plasma membrane; basolateral plasma membrane
Molecular function (GO): sodium:bicarbonate symporter activity; monoatomic anion transmembrane transporter activity; solute:inorganic anion antiporter activity
Source: RefSeq, a predicted model, not a curated record
CUCUCCAGAGACGGGGAAAGGCUACAAACACACGCUUUGAGGUAUUCGUUGACAAAGUUGCCUAGGCUCGAUUUAGGGGUCUGCUGCGUCUUUACCGUUCAUAAAAUUCGUUUUUAGUGUAGUCUAGGUUCUUCUGUUGACAAAAGAACUCUUUUAAUUUCAACUUGAUAGUUUGCUGCACAUUCAUUGUGAAUGGUCUAAGUUUUAUAUUGGAACUCAUUGUUGCGCCUUAUCAGAUCGGGAAUUUGUACGCUGGGAUAAAGACCAAAAACAAUAAAAGGUUGUUAGCUAGGUACAUAAAGGCUAGUCUGAAACACAACGAUAAGACAACUUCGGUGCUUUUGUUGAGCAAGCACACUGGACGGCGAUUCCACUUUCCCUGGGAGACUUUCAGGGGUCUUGAGAGGGAGGCGAAAUGAGCAGCGAUAAAAACAAGGUGGAGGAUGAGGCGGUGCUGGACCGUGGGGCGUCCUUUGUCAAGCAUGUCUGCGAUGAGGAGGAGGUGGAAGGUCACCACACCGUCUACAUUGGCGUGCACGUGCCCAAGAGCUACAGGAGGCGCCGACGCCACCGCAGGAGGUCCAGCCACAAGGAGAAGAAGGAGAAGGUGACGGAGAACGUCUCCGACAAAUCGGAUGGAGAGAACGCCGAUGACGCCGGGACCAGCAUCCUCAAACCACUCGUGUCUCCGGCCGCCGAGCGGAUCCGCUUCAUCCUGGGCGAGGAGGACGAUGGCCCUCCCCCACCGCAGCUUUUCACAGAGCUGGACGAGCUGCUGGCCGUGGAUGGGCAGGAGAUGGAGUGGAAGGAGACGGCAAGGUGGAUUAAGUUUGAGGAGAAGGUGGAGAAGGGCGGCGAGCGCUGGAGCAAGCCUCACGUGGCCACACUGUCCCUGCACAGUCUGUUUGAGCUGAAGACCUGCAUAGAGAAGGGCACCAUCAUGCUGGACCUGGAGGCCUCCACCCUCCCGCAGUUGGUCGAGGUGAUCACAGACAGCCAGAUCGAGAGCGGCCAGCUGAAGGCUGAUUUGAAGGACAAGGUGAUGUACACCUUGCUGCGGAAGCACCGGCACCAGACCAAGAAGUCCAACUUGCGCUCACUGGCAGACAUCGGCAAAACUGUCUCCAGUGCAAGUAGGCUGUUUUCCAACCAGGAUAAUGCCCCGCGUAGCCCAGUCGAAAACCCUGUGCCUUGUCUAACAAUGCGAGACUCCGAGGAGCAGCUCCAUUUCCGGAGGAGUUCCAGCAUGGAAUGGCUUAGUAGCCCAACGACCACCCAUCGGAAUCUGACGUCGAACAGCUUGAAUGACUUCUCUGACAAACCUGAAAAGGAUCAGCUGAAGAACAAGUUCAUGAAGAAGUUGCCUCGUGACGCAGAGGCCUCCAACGUCCUGGUGGGAGAGGUGGACUUCCUGGAUAGUCCUUUCGUGGCGUUCGUCCGCCUCCAGCAGGCGGUGAUGCUGGGAGCCUUGACGGAAGUCCCUGUCCCAACAAGAUUCCUGUUUAUCCUGCUGGGGCCCAAAGGAAAAGCCAAGUCCUACCACGAAAUCGGAAGAGCCAUCGCCACCCUCAUGUCUGAUGAGGUUUUCCAUGACAUUGCAUACAAGGCAAAGAACAGGCAGGAUCUGCUUGCCGGCAUAGAGGAGUUCCUGGAUGAGGUCAUCGUCCUGCCUCCAGGGGAAUGGGACCCAGACAUCAGGAUAGAGCCCCCAAAGUCCCUGCCUUCUUCAGACAAAAGAAAGAACAUGUACGCUGGAGGGGACGGCGUGCAGAUGAACGGGGACACGCCGCACGAUGGGGGGCAUGGAGGGGGAGGGGGCCAUCACGUCGGUGAGGAGCUGAGGCGGACAGGACGGUUUUGCGGUGGCCUCUUACUGGACAUCAAAAGGAAAGUCCCGUUUUUUGCCAGUGACUUCUAUGAUGCCUUGCACAUCCAGUCCCUGUCAGCCAUCCUGUUUAUCUACCUGGGAACGGUCACCAAUGCCAUCACCUUCGGGGGUCUCCUGGGGGAUGCCACAGACAACAUGCAGGGGGUGCUGGAGAGCUUCCUGGGCACGGCGGUGGCGGGGGCGGUCUUCUGCCUGCUGGCCGGACAGCCGCUCACCAUCCUCAGCAGCACGGGCCCUGUCCUCGUCUUCGAGAGGCUCCUCUUCACCUUCAGCAAGGACAACAACUUCGACUACCUGGAAUUCCGGCUGUGGAUUGGCCUGUGGUCGGCCUUCUUCUGCCUGAUCCUGGUGGCAACGGACGCCAGUUUCCUGGUGCAGUACUUCACGCGCUUCACCGAGGAGGGCUUCUCCGCCCUCAUCAGCUUCAUCUUUAUCUACGACGCCUUCAAGAAGAUGAUCAAGCUGGCCCAGUACCACCCCAUCAACCCCGACUUCCACAUGGACGACGUGACCCAGUACAGCUGCCACUGCAUGCCCCCGUCCUUCGGGAAUGAUUCUGCUCUGGCCAGUGAUGAAUUAGAUGGGUCAAGCAGCUGGAUGUCCAACAGCACAGAGCUGCCCUUGAACGCCACCUGGGCCUCGCUGACGAAGAAGCAGUGUCUGAAGUACGGAGGUGUGCUGGUAGGGGACGCGUGUGACUAUGUCCCCGACAUCACCCUGAUGUCCUUCAUCCUGUUCCUGGGCACCUACACCUGCUCCAUGUGUCUGAAGAAGUUCAAGACCAGCCCCUUCUUCCCCACCACUGUAAGGAAACUGAUCAGUGACUUUGCCAUCAUCUUGGCUAUACUGAUUUUCUGCGGUGUGGAUGCACUGGUUGGAGUGAACACACCUAAGCUCAUCGUUCCAGGUGAAUUCAAGCCAACGAGCCCCCUCAGAGGAUGGCUGGUGCCCCCGUUUGGUGGGAACCCCUGGUGGGUGUACCUGGCCUCGGCGCUCCCUGCCCUGCUGGUCACCAUCCUGGUCUUCAUGGACCAGCAGAUCACCGCCGUCAUCGUAAACAGGAAGGAGCACAAGCUCAAGAAAGGUGCAGGCUACCACCUGGACCUGUUCUGGGUUGCCAUCCUGAUGGUGGUGUGCUCCUUCAUGGGCCUGCCCUGGUACGUGGCGGCCACAGUCAUCUCCAUUGCCCACAUCGACAGCUUGAAGAUGGAGACCGAAACGUCCGCCCCUGGGGAGCAGCCCAAGUUCCUGGGAGUUAGAGAGCAGAGGGUAACUGGUGUCAUCGUUUUCCUCCUGACCGGAGUGUCCGUCUUCAUGGCUCCCAUCCUUAAGUUCAUCCCCAUGCCAGUGCUGUAUGGAGUCUUCCUCUACAUGGGUGUGGCCUCUCUCAACGGCGUGCAGUUCAUGGAUCGUCUCAAGCUGCUCCUCAUGCCGCCGAAGCACCAGCCAGACCUGAUCUACCUGCGGCACGUGCCCCUGCGCCGGAUCCACCUGUUCACCUUCAUCCAGGUGCUCUGCCUGGCCCUCCUCUGGAUCCUCAAGUCCACCGUGGCUGCCAUCGUCUUCCCCGUCAUGAUCCUGGCCUUGGUAGCAGUCAGGAAGGCGAUGGACUACCUCUUCUCCCAGCAUGACCUCAGCUACCUGGAUGAUGUCAUUCCUGAGAAGGACAAGAAGAAGAAGGAGGAUGAGAAAAAGAAGAAGAAGAAAAAAGGAAGCAUAGACAGUGAUAUUGAUGAUGAGAUAAAUCAUCUUACAAGCACUCUUCCUGCUGAACGGCCGCACUGUUUCCAGGCCAGUUUGAUGACGAGUCUCGAGAGAAAUCCAAUGAAAGCAGUGCCUCAGAUUAGGAUAGACUUUGAACAGGAAGACGGCGGGUUCUUCUGGAGCAGACGAGGGUCCCAGUCUUCUCUCUAAACCAUGGAACCCCCCGACCCGUCCCACUGUAGAAGACACCCCCUCCCUUUGCACAAUCACAGGAAGCUUUCCGGUUUCACUCCUCUCUCCUUUUAAAGCUCUUAUCUCCCACAGCCCUGAAGGAAUUCCUCGUAUUUAUCACAGUAGAUGUGUAGUGGGACUUGAAGGGGAGCUGAAGGACUGUAUCCCCUUGCUGCUGCUCGCCAUGUUUCGGACAGGAGCGUUUGCAUGUGAUGGUUUUCGUGUCGGAGGACUCCAUGCCGCACAUACACAGAGGGAGCGUGAAGAGGGCUGGCUGUUGGUCUUCCUCCCUCCCUCCCUC